Molecule: messenger RNA, 771 nt
Organism: Blepharisma stoltei
Lineage: Eukaryota; Ciliophora; Heterotrichea; Heterotrichida; Blepharismidae
Source: the annotation of a GenBank genome assembly
AUGAAUCCUUACCAUCAGAUGGCAUCCCUUUAUCAUAUAAACGAUGCUAACAAUAAAACUAAUUUGUUCAUUUAUGACACUGAAACCCAUAUAGAAGAAUCAAAAAUACUAGAAACUCCAGAGCUUUUAGAUUAUAACACAUGUAUAGCUCAACUUCCAGAUGGUGAGUUAUUCUGUUUUGGCAAUAGCCAGCUUUCUGGAAUAACCUUAAAAAUUUCUAGCGAUUUCCAAGUUCAAGCGUUGCCUUCUGGGCAGCCUGUCUCACUCUCAUCAGCAAUCUAUUUCAACAGAUCUGUCUAUUGUUUUGGAGGAUCCAACGGGAAAAAAGCUUUAAAAUUGUCAGAAAGAUUUGAUUUGGACCAAAAUUGUUGAAUUAAAUUAACUCCGAUGCCAAGAGCUGAUGAUGGCUGUCAUUUGGUUAUAUUUAAACAAAUUUUUUUGAUUUCUAGAUAUAGAGAUAGUAAUCUUUUGCUGUAUUCAAUUGAAAAUGACUCUUUCAAUACAAUUCCUUAUGAAUUUGCAGAGCGGAAAAGAAAGAUUCUGAUAAAUGCAGAAAGACUAUAUUUGAUUGAGUGUGGGAAUGGGAAGAUCUAUGAGAGUGGAUUGGGAGAUGAAUAUACUUGGAAACAGAUUGCGAGUUCAAUAAUUGAGUUCAAAUUUCCUUCUCAGGCUUAUUGUGUAUAUAACAAAGGAGGAGUUUAUAUCGCAAAUAGCUCGAAUAAGAGAUAUUAUAAGUUUGAUUUGCAUCAAAAACUUAUGAUUGAAAUAUAA